This is a messenger RNA of Seriola aureovittata, 4664 nucleotides long. It is a transcript of the gene khnyn, whose product is annotated as KH and NYN domain containing. The coding region runs from base 425 to 3388 and encodes 987 amino acids. Lineage: Eukaryota; Metazoa; Chordata; Actinopteri; Carangiformes; Carangidae. Gene Ontology annotation, cellular component: cytoplasmic ribonucleoprotein granule; nucleus. The transcript has 9 exons. Gene Ontology annotation, molecular function: mRNA binding; RNA endonuclease activity. The record is from RefSeq and is a predicted model, not a curated record.
UUCGCACCCAGCUACACGAUUCCGCCCUGCCUUUGCGAUAAACUGCGUGUGUGCGUAUGUGUGUGUUUCGUUUAGUUUCGGUUUUGUCUUGGGGUUUCCAUGGGUGUAAUGAUGUCCAGCUCCGCCGCAGGAGGAGCAGCAGCAGCAGCAGCAGCAGCAGCAGCAGCAGCAGGAGGCUUCUUCCUUCCUGGUCGCAGCAGCGGCGGCGUUGUUCGGUCACUUUCCGUCCCUCUCCCUCCGCGGAGCGAUUACUUUGUAACGUUACGCGGCGUGAAAUGUUGAACUUUGAUACUGGUACAUGUUGUUGUUGUUGUUGUUGUUGUUGUUUUUGCGGGAUUGCGGAAGACUGAAGCGAGCUGCGCUGCCUCUGGAAACGAAACUUUGAAGUCGACCUCACUAUGUUCGACUGAUACAGGAACGAGGGAUGGACGGUGAGAGAAGCGAUGGAGGAGGAGGAGUUGGUGGAGAACCUGAGGUGGAGGAUGAGUUCACGUGUGCUGGGAUGCUGCGGGGAUCUCUGGCCACCCUGCACGGCACCGUGGAGCGGAUAUUCAUGGUGACGUUCGGGAUCGGGGCGGAUGAUUUGCCGCACGGCAACAACGGGCAGAUUUGGCUGAAACUACGAGGGCAGAGCAACAAUGUGAAAGCUGCCAAAUUAUUUGUGAAAGGAGUCGUGAACCAGGAGGAGCAGCAGGAGGUUUCCUACCCCGGGUUCCUUCACUGUGUCUUCUGUGGAGCCAGAGGCCUGUUCAUGAACUGCCUGAUGAAAAGCACCUCAGCACAUAUACUGGUUGGCUCUCCGGGAUCCCUGCUUAUAUCAGGUCUGGCGGAGCCGGUGGUGCGAGCCUACUCCCUUAUUACCGAUCUGGUGGAUAGAUAUGAGGGCACACAGUCCAAACGCUCUGAGAUCGGGGACAGAGGCUGCGGUGAGUCCCUGGAUUCACGCCGGGCCUUCAAAACUCUGGUUGAGAAAUGGGAGGACAGGCACACCCUGGAUCUUCUGGUGCUUCCAGGGUCUGUGAAGGAAAUCUUGCUGGACUUGGUAAAAGAAUCGGGAUCUGUAUCGAGCCCGAAGGCGGCAGCGACAGACAGAAACGAAUCGGAGGACAGAUGGGACAAACCCUCUGCCAUUACGCACACGCUCCCUGAGCCCUCCAACACUAAUGAUCAGUGGGUUGAAGGGAUGACUGCAGGUUCAGGAAAAGACAUUGCAGCCGCAUUUGCAGGCGCCCGGGGGAGAGCAGAGGGUGCUGAGGAAAGACUGACACAUUCUCCACAGGAGGUAGGAGAGGAGGGGCAGCCAGAGAGGAGGGAAACAGUAGGUAACAAAGAAGAAGACGGGCCUGAAGGGGAGGAAGAACAGGAGCGGAAAUUGUCGAUGGGAAACAAGGAGUUUUGGCUUCUUUUGAAGUUCUUCACAGCCAUGGGGUACACAGACGAUGUCGUGAAACGAGUACUUGCCCGAACGGGACCUAAAGAGGCCUCACAGAUAUUGGACUUGGUUCAACAGGAGCAGGAUCGCAGCGACCGGGAGCAGAUGACUCAAGGUGGCGCAGAGCCAAAACAUAAAGAUGGUGUCAUGCCGAAUAAGAGCGAGAGGAACCGACCCUGCGAGACGGAGCACAGGGAGGCCGAAGAAGCAGCAGGAGGAGAUAAGGCGAUAAGGUGUAAUGGGGAGGUGGGAGAAGUUCGUGAAGGAGAGGGGCAUGGAGCGGCAGGAUGCACAAAACACUUUGAGGGAGGUAGUGCACAGGAAAAGGAGGAAGGACACGAGGAAGACUUCGUCCUGGGAGUGUUGAAGAAAGCUGCAGCCAGCUGUGGGUACACCGAACACAAAGUGGCCAAAGUCUACAACAUGUUGCCCGAUCGAUCCACCCACCAGCUGCUCCUGGAGCUGCAGAGAGAGGGGAGCAAAGAGACAGACUUCAGGGAGGGUCCAAGAGAGAUGGAUGAUGUGGUGCUGGAGAAAGACGGACCAAAAUUUGGACCACCAGAGGACAAAGAAAAGAGAGAAUCCGAUGAUGAAGGAUGGGUAGAACUGCCCAACUUAACUGCUGUUGCAGAGGCAGAUUUGUUUCCUUGGAUUGAUAAACCCCAGCCGGCAAAGCGACACCAGCCUUCAAAGUCACAUAUUCCACGCCAGAUCAUCCUGCCUGAAGUCAAAGGACCACCCGUGCCUAUUUAUCCCACAUCCCUAGAUCCCCCACCCAAUUUCCCAACUCACAAACAGUAUGACCAAAUCAUGUACUGGCCCAAUCCAUCCACCUCAAAACAAAGUCAUUCAACUCACACCAAGGUCUUAAAUCCAAAGCCCCAAUCCUCCAACUCUGUAAAACAAACACUUCAAGCCCCUCAGCCCAACAUCUUCCUCAGGAACGACUCGUCUCCCACCCGAUGGAGGGAAAGACGGGGUUUCACGCCUUCUUCUUCAGUGGUGGUGACAGGCGAGCAGCGUUUCCUGGAGGGACUGCAGACGCCGUUUGAACUCAAGCUCGCAGACAAGCCGGGAGCCCCAAAACUGAGGGCGAUCAUCAUUGACGGGAGCAACGUGGCCAUGAGUCACGGUUUGGGUCACUUCUUCUCCUGUCGAGGAAUCGCUCUUGCCAUCCAGCAUUUCUGGGACAGAGGCCAUCGUCACAUCUGCGCUCUCCUGCCACAGUGGAGACAGAAGAGCGACCCCCGGAUCAAAGAGCAGCACUAUCUGACUGAGCUGCAGAAGCUGGGCCUGCUCUCCUACACCCCCUCCAGAGAGGUCCAGGGCAAGAGGAUCAGCUCGUAUGACGACAGAUUCAUGCUGCAGCACGCGCAAAAGACGGACGGAGUGAUCGUAACUAACGACAACCUGAGGGACCUCUCAGACGAGACCCAUGUGUGGAGGGACAUCAUCAAAAAGAGACUACUUCAGUACACGUUUGUUGGGGAUCAUUUCAUGGUGCCGGACGACCCCCUCGGGAGAGGAGGGCCUCACCUGGAUGACUUUCUACGUUCAGAGCACAGGACUCCUGACCCAGGAAACCACUCUUUUGCCGGUGUAGCCACGCAUUUCCCUUCCUCCAAACCUCCACGUUCCCAAACGGAGCUGCUUAGCUUCCGUGACCGAACGCUGGUUGGUGGUCCGGACCCGCCGAGCAGAGGGGGCCGGGGGAAAGGGAGAGGGCAUGGGAGAGGGUGGGACGUGGGACACCAACACCGGCAGCAUGGAGCUGCAGGUCCCGGACUGGGGUUCAGAGCUGAGAGGAGUCCAGAGGAAACAGCCCGCCUCAGAGAGCAGCUCUGUCAGGUGUUUCCAGAUCAGGACAACAUGGUGACGCUGGCGCUGCAGUGCCACUCAGCAGAGACAGACAUCAACGUGCUGUCUGAUCUGAUCUUGGAGCAGCAGCAGGACUAGAAAUCGUUCUCUGGGUUCAUGCAGGCUUUUCUUAAGCUAGUCUAUUGAUCAAAUAUUAUUUUCCUCCAAACCAACUACAGCAAAUCAUACUGGUUAAUCAGUGCAAAGAUCUUAUAAAUUAUCAGAUGAGUGGUGGAAUUUUCUGUUGAAAGUCCAACACACAUAAUUUAAGUAUGACGCUCACUGUUUCUCUCUUCUUUGCAUACCUCCCUAUAACAAGAGCCUAGAGACUGUACUAAACAUGACACAUGAUGUAAAUCCUGUUUACUUGUUGUUAGAGACGGACCAGUUUUGCUAGUGUCGGACCCUACUCGACCAGUUUUUGUCUGUCCACUCUAAAACAACAUCCUUGACUCUUGCUCAUCCUUCAGUGGCCUCGACCCACCCACGCCGAACCCCUGACUUUUUACCUCUCGUCAUCAGGUUGAAAUAUUGAUAUGUCCAGUAAUAUCAACCAAAAAUACCUGCGAAACUAACAGCAUUCCCAUAAGCCUCUCCUGUAGGCUACGAACGCUAUAGUCUUAGCAUGCCAAACUAGCACAUGAACACAGUAAACAUUAUACUUGCUAAACAUCAACAUGCUACUGAUGCAUACUGGUGUUAGCAUUUAGCUCAAAUACAACCUCACAAAGCCACUAGCAGACUCUUAAGUCUUAUUUAAUGUCUUUUUAAAAGCGCAACCGAUGCAUAAUGACGGCAGCCAUCUUCCUCAGGGUUGUUUUACUGGCCCUUAUUAGGCGACCACACACCUCUUGAAAAAAGCGGUGUGCAUCGGUUGUGUUUUUCAUCAUUUUCCCACUCUCUCUUUUGUACUUCACUAUUGUUAGGCCCAGCACUGAGUUUAAGAAAAGAAUUACAUGUGCUUAAAUGUGACAUUUUUAAGAGAGGAUUGCUAUAUUUGAAAAAUUUUAUUUUUAGACUUCAGAUUUUAUAGCUACCAGCUGGUUUACCAUCGGGACCAUCGGGUGUGAGGGGUGCCCAGGUGAAGUUUAGAAUAAAAUAUUGUGUACCCUCAAUUAUAUAUUUUUAACUUAUUUUAACCAGAGUGUGCCUAGAUGAGGAAUCUGAACUUCAUGAGGGAAAACCGAACUAAAAGGUGAAAGCGAGUGAAAUUUUCCUUGACAUCUCUGUGACUGAAGAUCAGAUCCUCAAUCCAACUUCUCAAAUGCAAUUUUAAACAAAUUUUACCAAUUGUGAAAUACAAUAAUCAUGUUUGUAUUGUUUGUAUUUGUAUUUGUUCUGCUGGUUAUUGUUUCAUUAAAUCGGUUUAUGAAGA